AUGCUUAUAGCUCCGCCAUCGUCACCUCAAACACCCGAGAAAAAGUGUAGAUCUCCCAAGCGCAGCUUUGAGAAGUCUCCAUCACCUUCUCCGAUUUCCAAACUAAGUGCGGAAUCUUUUAGAUGCCUAGGCAUUUCAUUUCCCUUGGCAGAAGAGGAAAGGGAAGCCCGUUACAUUCCAUCUCCACCAAAAAGACAACGAAUGAUACGGAAUCUGGUAGAAAGAGAGACAGAUAACAAGCUUAACAAAACUGGGGACAAACUCAAAGCUCGUGAGAUUCUUUUAACGAGAAAAGAUACACGAAUUUUGGAGAAGAGAGGCAGACCAAAGUUAGCGAUAAGGAAAAAAGAAGGACUAGACGACAUUGCUGUCACUCCAUUGACAAGCCUUGCGGGCGAAACUUGUUGUGGAAUUGAGUCUGCUACGGAGAACAGAGGCAUGAAAGAAGUCGCUAGCAAGGGGGAGGUCACUGGUAAGGUGGAAGAGAAAUUGCUGUCUAGUUUGACUGAAGAAAGAAGGGAGGGAGAAGAAACAAAGGGUGACCUUCCGGUCCUCGUCAAACUUUGCGAGGGCUUGGAGGUGAAUCAAACAUACUCGAAGAUCAAACAAAUGAAAUCAAGCAGUGGCAUUGAUAAUCAUUCGACUACUCUUGAAAUAGACUUGUUUGGUAGGAAUGAAAACAUGGUUCGAGGCAUAAAAUUUCUUUCCCGAGCCCCAGAAAAGAAUAGGCCCGCCGCAAACAAAAAGAAAGAUUCGGAAACUUAUUUGAAAUUCCUCGAGCAAUUGUAUGGUCAGAAAGAAACAGGAACUAAGAAGGAGAUAGAAGAAUUAGCCCUCGUCAUUGAGAGCGUGAAACGUAUGCUUAUGAGCGGGAAAUUGGAAAGACAAUUGCAGAAGAUUGAUGACAGAAAGACGCGGGAUGAAAUGUAUCUCAAAGCCUUGGGUUUUUUGGAAGAAAAGACAGGAACAGGGCCUAACGAUAGAACCGAAGGCAUGGAGCUGUUAGUCGAGAUCUUCAAAUUUGUCCGAAGCGGUCAAUUGGCAAAGGACUUACAGGUAUUGGGAGGAAUUUUCGAAGCGUGUCGGAAAGGCGUGGAUCGGUUGAUUAAAGAGGCAGAAGCGGCCUGUGCGAGGAAGACUCAAGAAGAACAAUUUAGUUCGCGCACUUCAUCCAAGGUUUCUGCUUCUUCUGAAAAUGACUGCCAAAGUAUUGUACCUUUAGCAAAGGACUAUGAAGCUAUCACAACAAAUGAAAUACGAGACAAGGAUGUCGGAGGGGUAGAAUCAACAGGAAAAUUUUCUGAGAAGGCCUGUACAGAGCCAGUUUCGGAGGUUAUGAAGCCUCGAUGGAGAGAAGACUUCCCAUUACCUGCAGAUUACGACGAUGAAGCUGCUAUGUUGCAACAAGCUUUUAUUCAGUCAAACUAUGACGAGUUUAUAAGAUUGAAGGGCUGCCAUGGCACCUCUUGCUCAGCCGCGUCUGGAAACGAUAUCAUCAACAAAAAACCUAACGGCACCACCAUACAAAGCUUUGAGAAGGUGAACGAAGAAAACAUGGAGGACAUUAGCCCUGAGGACCAACAGGACGCUGAUGAUGAGACUUCUGAUACCACUGAGUCAGGAUCUGCCCACUACAGCGACUAUGGCAGUGAUGAAGAAACCGAAACCGAAAUCGACACAAGCAAAACAAGCGAAAUAGGAAAUUCGACUGAGAUUAAGGAUAUUUCAGUCGUAUCAAUUGAAUGCGUAAUGAAGGACCUUCUUAUUGACACUGCAGAGCAAUUGAAACAAGAUUUCACAAGUAAGUUUCAUAAGAAGUGUUGUGAAUCAAUUGGGAACGAGUCCGGCAAUUCUAUGGAUGAGAUGUUUAUCGCGACUACUGCAGCCGUGGUAAAAAGAGCGCUCAAAUUCUUGAAGUUGGACGCAUUUGGUGAGGCAUUGAAAAAAGCAACGGGAGAAGUAUUGGCAGAAGGCCAAGGAAGAGAGCGUCGCCGCUAUGUCACUUCAUCUGAAUCCACAACCUCUAUCGAACAAAACAUCUCUAAGAAGUGGGCUAUCGCCUAUCCAGAGACCGUUCCAAUGCGUUCCUUUGAACUCAUGCGAGCCAUCGAUAUCCUUAUCUCCCUUACAAGGUCUAGUCCCUACAACCACGCUGUCCUUGAAGAGACUCCUGAAUCUAUGUACGAUGCGUUAGUAGUCUAUAUACAAUACUACUUGGACACGUGCACCGACAGAAAGUGCAAAGAAAUUGUUGAGGGACAUUCUCUUGAUCAACAGAUUCAGUGGGUUAGAGAAAUGCACUCUUUUGCUCAUUGGUGGAAGGAGGUGUGUGAGGAAUUCAAAGGGUUCUGGGGAAAAGGAGUACUGAAUAAGGAGGUUCUCAAGAACUUUGACGCAAAUGGAGGAAAUUGGAAUGAGGAUGAGGCCGGAAGAGAUUGA
This is a messenger RNA of Botrytis porri, 2439 nucleotides long. RefSeq lists its product as uncharacterized. The transcript has a single exon. The record is from RefSeq and is a predicted model, not a curated record. Lineage: Eukaryota; Fungi; Ascomycota; Leotiomycetes; Helotiales; Sclerotiniaceae. Bases 1 to 2439 code for a protein of 812 amino acids.